AGGGCUCUGUUGGCAGGGUGGUGUCAGCGUGUAUAAAAGCUCACAGCUGAGAGGCACACAGCACGCCAGGAAAACCUUUUCAGAGAGGCAACAGGGUUCUCCUUCUGCAGCCAGCAGCUCCUCGCUCCAGCAGCACUCCUCCACCGCCAAAACACAGCACCAUGACUGAGAGACGUAUUCCUUUCACCCUGAUGCGCACCCCCAGCUGGGACCCCUUCAGGGACUGGCACCAGAACAGCCGCAUCUUCGACCAGGCCUUCGGUAUGCCCGCUCUGCCUGAAGACUUUGCCUCAUUCCCCAGCACCCAGUGGCCAGGGUACCUGCGGCCUUCCAUCCUGGCCCCAGAGAUCUCCUCCAUGAUGCCCCACACUCCGAUGAUGCCCCACACUCCGAUGAUGCCCUCCAUGAUGUACCCAAACGCCAUGAUGGCCCAGCAGGCUCGUGCCCUGUCCCGCCAGAUGAGCAGCGGCAUGUCAGAGAUCAAGCAGACCCAAGACAACUGGAAGGUGUCCCUGGACGUGAACCACUUCUCACCUGAGGAGCUGGUGGUCAAAACCAAGGACGGCGUGGUGGAGAUCACAGGGAAGCAUGAGGAGAGGAAGGACGAGCAUGGCUUUGUGUCAAGAUGCUUCACCAGGAAGUACACCCUCCCUGCCACAGCUAACGUUGAGAAAGUGACCUCCUCUCUGUCUCCUGAGGGGGUGCUGACUGUGGAGGCCCCCCUCACGGUUCCUGCCAUCCAGUCCUCUGGGACCACAAUCCCCGUCAACAUGGACAACAAAGGCGUGGUGAAGAAGUAAAAAGAGAAACAACACUGUGUCUCCCAGUCAACAAACACAAAUUCAAUCCACCACAUGCUUCUAGAUCAUCUGUCGUCCUAAAGCACAUGACAGAGAGAGCAGAGCAGGGGAUUGCCCCGUCUCCCCUCUCUCUCCCUCUCCUCGGUCUCUGGUAAUGAGCCGACCCCAGCUGAGUGCACAGAGUAAACACAUCUGCAGUAGAGGCAUGCUCCUGCUCUAUCUGCUGUAAUUACACUCAUCAUCUCAAGACUAAGCUUAAGAUUUAUUUCCUUUUUUCCCCCACUAUUCCUCACUCUUACAUACACCUGUCUGAUUUCUGCUGAGUAAAUCUGCACAUGCUGCCUCUCCAGACUUCACAGCACACUGUAAAAGCAGAUAUCCUGUAAAUGAAUGAACCAAAGUCUCAGGAGAGUACACAGACACUCCACCUCUGGAAUGUGUGAUGAUCUCUCUGGACUGGUUUUUCCUUAUGAAACAAGCUCUGCUGGCAUGCAAACACAAAAUAAAGACUGAAAAAUAAA
This is a messenger RNA of Cheilinus undulatus (humphead wrasse), 1321 nucleotides long. It is a transcript of the gene hspb1, whose product is annotated as heat shock protein, alpha-crystallin-related, 1. The record is from RefSeq and is a predicted model, not a curated record. Gene Ontology annotation, molecular function: protein folding chaperone. The coding region runs from base 162 to 800 and encodes 212 amino acids. Lineage: Eukaryota; Metazoa; Chordata; Actinopteri; Labriformes; Labridae. Gene Ontology annotation, biological process: response to heat; protein refolding. The transcript has 3 exons.